GUCUAUAAUGCACCGCGCUCUGCAGUUGGACGACAUCAUUUACAUACUCUUCCGCCAUGUUAAUGAACUCAAACCAUCUACGAAAUAUUCAGUACUAGGGGAUGUUGGGCGGAAGACUCUUGCGACUCUUGCAAGGACGUGCCGAACAUUCCACGAACCCGCCUUGGACGUGUUGUGGGGAGAUCUGUACUUUCCGCACCCCUUGGUAGAAUGCUUACCGAACUCGCGCGAUCAGUGGUACCUGGAUGAUCAUACGAAUAUCCUGACCACUAGCGAUUGGGAAGUUCUGCAGAAAUAUGUCCCGCGAGUCCUGUCUUUGACAAUAUACCAGUGCUAUUCAGAGGCACCCUUUUAUCACAACGUCUUGACUGCUCUUCGACAGCAGCCCGUUGCUCAGCCUCCCCUCCCAAAUUUGCAGCGUCUUGAUUGCCGCUACCUCAUCCCUGAAGACUAUCCCCUCCUCGAUAUUUUAUUUGUACCAUCUAUGACAGAUCUUACUCUCGAGAUUCUUCCUGUCAGUUUUCCCAAUAUUCCACUGUUCAUCUCACCUCUUGCCACUUUAUGCCCUCGUUUAACAUCUCUCCACCUUUUCGGUUAUGGGUCGCACGAGCCCAUCAAGGCCGCUGUGUCAGAUGUAAUCAUGGGCCUCCCUCAUCUGAAGAUGCUUCAAUGCGAUGAACUCAGCCAAGCAGCGAUCACUUUCGUUGCAUGGCACCCAUCGUUGACCGAACUGGAUAUCAGUAUCCCGAGUGACCAUCAAUACGAUUUUUCACAGUUUCCGCAUUCCACUCUCCCUCGGAUUCCACCUUUUUCCCGGAUCAAAAGCUUUGGGAUGAAUUCCAGUCAUCUGACUGACAUCACUGCAUUUAUUCAGGCAGUCCAACCCUCGCCUUCUCAUUUGCAUAUUAAGGCGGUCCAAGGGCCGUCAUCUCAAGGUUUACAGGAAUUUUUCAGCACCUUGUCAAAUCAACGGAGAUGUGAUUCUAUGCAGAGUCUUCGAUUCCAGCCCAAUAAACGUUUCCCAGCUGCAUCCAUCGAUAUGGAUACCAUCAAACCUUUACUUCGCUUCUCGAAGCUGCGAGAGCUCCUUCUCUCGACACUCGGGUCCUUUCAAUUCUCAGACGAGGAGCUCGCUGUUAUGGGUUCUUCUUGGCCUUGCCUUGAAGUCAUCACCCUGAAUGACGGUGAUGGGCCCUGGCGAGUAAGGCCAUCCCCCAUCACUCUGCGCGGCCUCCUCUUACUGGUGGAUAAGUGCCCUCGUUUGAGGAGCGCUCACCUAGCUAUCAACGCAUGUGUGUUGGAGGGGAUAGAGGAGCCUCCUGUAUCGAUGGUUGGCGCCAAUGACCUUCAGGAUCUCGUGCUUGUGGAAACAACCGUCGAAAAUCCUAGAGCUUUUGCUCUCAUCGUCUCUCUAGCUUUUCCGAAGGUGAAGGAGGUAGUAAUGCCCCAUUCGUGGUGGCGUAUUUCGUCUGACGAGCCUAAGUGGGGCAAGGUGAAUGAAUACCUCGAGAUGUUCAGGUCAUCCGAGGGGGACAUUGAAGGAUCUAGUUGUGUUGGUGCCUGAAAGCUGGUUCUCCGUCUCCCGUGUACCAAUGCAUACUAACAUAUUUUGAUUGAUGUAGUACAAGUGAUUGCCGCUGCGGGGCUCGUCUGAUCAAUAUGAUUGUAUUUAACAACCUGAGAG
Molecule: messenger RNA, 1684 nt
Organism: Suillus paluster
Lineage: Eukaryota; Fungi; Basidiomycota; Agaricomycetes; Boletales; Suillaceae
Exons: 2
Coding region: 8-1564 (518 amino acids)
Source: RefSeq, a predicted model, not a curated record